This is a messenger RNA of Cryptomeria japonica (Japanese cedar), 3627 nucleotides long. Its product is annotated as chaperone protein ClpB1. The record is from RefSeq and is a predicted model, not a curated record. The transcript has 10 exons. Lineage: Eukaryota; Viridiplantae; Streptophyta; Pinopsida; Cupressales; Cupressaceae. Gene Ontology annotation, cellular component: cytoplasm. Gene Ontology annotation, biological process: cellular response to heat. The coding region runs from base 557 to 3256 and encodes 899 amino acids. Gene Ontology annotation, molecular function: ATP binding; ATP hydrolysis activity.
CGUAGACAGCAAGCCAAGUUAACAUAGGAAGGAACGUUUGUUGCCUUUUACUUUAUUCUUUUUUUUCUUCCCUCAUCCUUCUAUGGAAUAUUUACCCCCGUCUUCGUUUUCGAUUUGUUUUAGCAAAUUGUAUGAAUGGUUGAAGAAAACAGAAAUUGAAGACGUUUGCGUCUUAAAGAAAAUUAAAAUUGGAGUUCAUCUGAGAAAAUUCUGUUGAAGAAAAGGGUUUACAUCCUCUCAUUUAGCAGAAUUCUAAGCAAAUUUUGGUUAGCUUUUUAAAAAUAAAAUGUGUAUAUCUUCUCGGCAUUUCUGUCAUUAUCAUGGUGGAAACUUGAAAUCCCUCAUAUGCAAGCAAAAUGCCGAGCAAUUUUCGGCAUGUAUUUUGAAAAUAAAAAUUCAUAUCUGCAGGCAUUAUGUUUUAGUUCUCUAAUUUGAAGUAUUCUGAGAUAAUUAUGGAUUGCAAGAAACAAAGGCGUUCUAAAUUAUGAGUUUUAAAAUUGCUCUUUUACUUUUUCUAGGAGGACAAAGAACAGAGGAGUAGGUAGCAUAAUCGAAAAUGAAUCCAGAAAAAUUUGCAAAUAAAACUAACGAAGCUCUAGCAUCAGGUUUAGAGCUUGCUCAAGAAUUUGGUCAUGCACAAGUCAAUCCCAUUCAUUUGGCCGUUGCUCUUAUAGAGGAUGCUUCUGGGCUACUGAAACAAGCGAUUUUGUCCGCUGCUAUUGGAGAUCAAUCAGUGGAAUCCGUUAGAAGAGUCCUGCGCCAAGACCUGAAAAAACUGCCUUCCCAGAAACCUGCUCCACAAGAAAAUCCUCCCAGCACUGCUCUGAUCAAAUGCAUCAGGCACGCUCAAUCGAGACAAAAGAAGAAAGGAGACAGUCAUUUGGCUGUAGAUCAUCUUAUACUAGGAUUAUUGGAGGAUUCACAGAUUGUGGACAGCUUUAAAGAAGCGGGCGUGAGUGCUUUGAGUGUUAAAUCUGAAGUUGAGAAGCUGAGAGGAGAGGGAAAGAAGUUAGAGACUACCUUUGAUGAUACCAAUUUCCAGACCCUGAAAACCUAUGGGCGCGACCUUGUGGAAGUAGCUGGGAAGCUUGAUCCAGUUAUUGGCAGAGAUGAAGAAACUAAGAGAAUCAUCAGAAUUUUGUCUCGGAGGACGAAGAACAAUCCAGUGCUAAUUGGAGAGGCUGGUGUUGGAAAGACUGCUGUGGUGGAGGGACUGGCUCAAAGGAUUGUUAGAGGAGAUGUACCAAGCAAUUUGCUGGAAGUUAGAUUGAUAGCAUUGGAUAUGGGAGCCUUAGUGGCUGAAACAAAGUACAGAGGUGAGUUUGAAGAGAGAAUUAAAUCUGUUUUGAAGGAGGUGGAUAAAUCCCAAGGAAGAGUCAUUCUGUUUAUUGAUGAAAUACAUUUGGUUCUUGGUGCUGGGCGUACUGAGGGUUCAAUGGAUGCUGCUAAUUUAUUGAAACCAAUGCUUGCUCGCGGCCAACUGAGGUGUGUGGGAGCAACUACACUGGAAGAGUAUCGAAAAUACGUAGAGAAAGAUGCCGCAUUCGAGCGCCGAUUUCAGAAGGUGUACGUGGCUGAACCUAGUGUGGCGGACACCAUCAACAUUUUGCGUGGUUUGAAAGAAAAAUACGAAGGUCACCAUGGUGUGAGGAUCAUGGACAGAGCAUUAGUGGUUGCUGCCCAAUUAUCCAGUCGUUAUAUAACUGAUCGGCAUCUUCCUGACAAAGCAAUCGAUCUGAUUGAUGAGGCAUGUGCAAAUGUGAGAGUACAAUUAGAUAGUCAACCUGAAGAAAUAGAUGCACUUGAAAGGAAAAGAAUUCAACUAGAAAUUGAAGUCCACGCUCUUGAAAAGGAGAAAGACAGAGCAAGCAGGGCUUGGCUAGUGGAGGUUCAAAAUGAGCUUAAUGAUUUGAGAGAUAAGUUGCACCCUCUUAAAAUGAAAUACCACAAAGAAAAAGAGAGAGUGGAUGGAAUUCGUCGGUUGAAGCAGAAGCGUGAAGAAUUGCUGUAUACUCUCCAGGAGGCAGAGCAUAGGAUGGAUCUGGCAAGAGUUGCCGAUUUAAGAUAUGGGAUUCUUCCAGAGAUAGAUGCAGCAAUUGCUCGACAUGAAACUAAUGUUCAAGGAAAUUUAAUGUUAACAGAAGUUAUAGGACCCGAUCAAAUUGCAGAGGUGGUGAGUUGUUGGACUGGUAUUCCUGUAACCAGGCUUGGCCAAAAUGAUAAGGAGCGGCUGUUAGGCCUUCCUGAAAGGUUGCAUAAAAGAGUUGUCGGGCAAGAGAAAGCAGUUAAGGCAGUUGCAGAUGCUGUGCUGAGAUCGAGGGCAGGACUCGGGAGACCACAGCAACCUACUGGAUCUUUUCUAUUCUUGGGACCAACUGGAGUUGGUAAAACAGAGCUUGCGAAGGCUCUUGCACAACAACUGUUUGAUGAUGAAAACCUGCUAAUCCGGAUUGAUAUGUCUGAAUACAUGGAGCAGCAUUCAGUUUCUAGGCUCAUUGGGGCACCACCUGGAUAUGUUGGUUAUAAAGAAGGUGGACAACUGACUGAAGCAGUUAGAAGACGACCAUAUAGUGUUGUUCUAUUUGAUGAAGUUGAGAAGGCACAUGUAUCUGUAUUCAACACCUUGCUUCAGAUGCUUGAUGAUGGUAGAUUGACAGAUGGGCAUGGUUGUACAGUCAACUUCUCCAACACAGUCAUUAUCAUGACAUCCAACCUCGGAGCAGAGUACUUGCUUGCAGGACUCUCUGGACGCACAACCAUGCAAGUUGCUCAAAAGAGAGUAAUGCAACAAGUGAGAAAGCACUUCAGGCCAGAGCUAUUAAACAGACUUGAUGAUAUAAUAAUCUUUGAUCCUCUUAAAAAAGAGGAUCUGAGUAAAGUUGCUAGAUUGCAGAUGAAAGAUGUAGCCGUACGACUUGCAGAAAGGGGAAUUGCUCUGGCAGUCACCGAUGAAGCUUUAGACCUUGUCCUUGAGAAAGCAUACGAUCCUGUUUAUGGCGCUAGACCCUUAAGACGCUGGCUGGAAAAGAAAGUUGUAACCCAACUGUCUCAAAUGCUCAUCAGUGGAGAAAUUGAUGAAAACUGUACUGUAUUCAUAGAUGCAAUUCCUGAACAAUCAAGAUUAUCCUUUCAUGUAGACAGGAAUGGAGGACUAGUUAAUCCAAUGGAUACUGUCAAAUCUGGAGCAUUUCAGGCUGUCAAGAAAAUGAGAAUUGAAGAAAAGGACGACGAUGAGCCAAUGGAAGAAAUUAUGUGAUGUGUUUAUUCCUCCCAUUGAGCCGUGACAUCAAAUUUAGUUAGUAAUUUUCUGAGGAUGAGUUAAACGUAAUCAAUUGUAUGGUUUGGUACAUACUUUGGAUCAAUAUAUUAAACUAAUGUUUUUGUAACAAUGCACGAUGGCAAGAAGAGUUAAAACUAUGUUGGCCUGUAAGUUUGAGGAAAAUUACCUCAGCGUCGCUGUGACUCUUCUUAUCUAACGUAAUUCCCUGGGAUUGAAAAGGACCAACGGUCAAAAUAGGCAUUUUGACACAUUUAAAUAAAAUGCUACCAAACUAUUGUCGAACAUCAUUUUGGCUUUAUGACCAAAUCAGUAAUGUUAAUAGUCAUUAGUGUUUUAUUUUUUCAGAA